ACCCCACCACGUUUCACGCCGCGCGAGCGCGACACUCCCCAGCCUGCCCUCCCCUGCUCACUCCGCGCGCCGCCCAGAGCUCACUCUCCCCUCUCCUCGCCGCCUCCGCGCGAGGCCUGCGUCCGCGAGCGAGGUAGCAGCAGCCGGAGCCGAGAGGAGUGGGGGACCAGCCAUGGCGAUGGCAAUGCGCGCGGUGGCCGCGGCCGCGGUGCUCCUCCUGGCGGCGGCCGGGGGCGCGUCGGCGGCGACGCUGGCGCUGUACAACCGGUGCGGCGAAACAGUGUGGCCGGGCAUCCAGCCGAGCGCGGGGAAGGAGCUCCUCGCCCGCGGCGGGAUGCAGCUGGCGCCCGGCCACGCGGCCACCAUCCGCCUCCCCGCCGGCUGGUCGGGGCGCGUGUGGGGGCGGCAGGGGUGCCGGUUCGACGCGGCGGGGCGCGGGCGGUGCGCCACGGGCGACUGCGGCGGGACGCUCUACUGCAACGGCGCCGGGGGCGCGCCGCCGGCCACGCUGGCGGAGAUCACCCUGGCGUCGGCGCCCGCGGCGCAGGACUUCUACGACGUGAGCCUGGUGGACGGGUACAACAUCCCCAUCGCCAUGACGCCGUUCCACGGGUCGGGCGCCAACUGCGUGCCCGCCGGGUGCGUGAGCGACCUCAACCGCGUGUGCCCACAGGGGCUCGCCGUCCGCGGCGGCGACGGGAACCGCGUCGUGGGGUGCCGCAGCGCCUGCGCCGCCUACGGCUCGCCGCAGUACUGCUGCACGGGGCAGUUCGGGAGCCCCCAGCAGUGCAAGCCCACGGCCUACUCGCGGCUCUUCAAGUCGGCGUGCCCCAAGGCCUACUCCUACGCCUACGACGACCCGACCUCCAUCCUCACCUGCUCCGCCGGCGCCUCCUACGUCGUCACCUUCUGCCCCCACCACCGCUGAACCUGAAACCCCGGCGGACGAAAUCAAUGGCGUUGUGUUCAGGAGGCACCUGGGUUUAGCUGCUGUAGUUUAGGCGGCUGCGAGAGUGCGUCGCUGUUCUUGGUUUCUUCCUGCUACCGUUGCAUUGCAUCUUGGAGAAUUAAAUUUGUCGUAGUGUGCUGAGAGAUCUGGUGGUCUACCGCUGGUAGGCCGAGAUCGAUGGUAUAUCAGGAGUAUAAUAUGGGUAUAAUGCUAUGCAUUUCGAGUCUAAAGUCUGAUGAACUUGUUCCCGGUUUUACCACUGAUCUAUUUGUGCUUCA
Molecule: messenger RNA, 1227 nt
Organism: Panicum virgatum (switchgrass)
Lineage: Eukaryota; Viridiplantae; Streptophyta; Magnoliopsida; Poales; Poaceae
Product: thaumatin-like protein
Exons: 1
Coding region: 173-928 (251 amino acids)
Biological process (GO): defense response
Cellular component (GO): extracellular region
Source: RefSeq, a predicted model, not a curated record